CUUGCGUUAGCGUUUAGCAUAUGUCGUAUAUGCAUCUACAUAUAAAUCAGCUGUCAUCGUAAGGAAGUGUUUGUUAUUGUUGUGAAAUAUUGCCUAAAACAAAUGUCGAGGAUUAUUCGAUUCCCAAUCCAAUUCUAAUUGUAGUCGAGAAUACAGAAAAGAUUCAUUAUUUUAUAGAAUGGAGGAUAAUUGUGAAGGAUGCAUGGAAUUGUUCUCACAGGAUGGGGUACUUCUCAAGCAGGCCCACAGCUAUUACAUACAAUACUUCAAUGAAUCAGGUACACUGUACAUAACCGAGUAUGCAAACACCAAGGACAGAUUUAUUGAGUGGAAACCAAAUUCUGUCACCGUCCACUCAGAUAGUCAUGACUCAGAAUGGUCAUUUGUGAAUGCCAUCUACAGAGGUGAACAAAUGAGUCCACAACCUCCAGAUUCAAAACCCAAAUACAUAAAAUUGGAUAUGAAUCAAGUGAGGAGUUUUAAAGUAUCCAAAAAGAAUGAUACCAUGACGUUCUUCGAUGGCAAGGGUGAAAUCCUCUGUCAUUUCUUCUUCCAACAUGGGAAUUGCUUCAGCCUUUUUGCUGCACUCAAAGGGCUGCUGAAAACGACGGUCUCGAAACGCGACAAGAAUAUUCACAUUAUCGUCGACGAGACGCUGCAGCUGAACAAAUCCUUCGCCACAUUGGACCUGUUCCAGGACUCGCAGUCGGCCAGUAUCGUGUGGGGUUUCGUUAGGAGCUUCCAGGAGAAACCGGUGGAGACGGCGUUUGGAGCCUUUGCGAAGAUUGGAAAUACCAUUGGAAAUAAUUUUAUGCCCUCAUCUUCGCCGCAGCCCAUCGAGGAAGAAGUGAUUACGAAUGAUGUCAAAGAGUAUGAAAGAGGAGUUGAGUCAAGCGACGGAGCAAGUCCGAAAGACUACGAGAUCAUUCAUUCGUCACCAGAAUUACCUUCGCGGUUGCAGUACCCGCGAGGAAACCCACUGUCGUAUGAUCAGUGGACCGCAUUGCAGGAUUCAGAAGGUAGAAUUGAGGAUGUUGAGUAUACAAAACUCCAUAUAUUUCGUGGGGGAAUCGCUCCAUCGCUGCGAAAGGUAGUGUGGAAAUACAUGCUCGAUUUCUAUCCAUGGAACAGCUCGAACGCCGAUCGGAAGACGAUCCUGGGGAAAAAGGAACAGGACUACUACGAUAUGAAGUUGCAGUGGAAGACACUGAAGCCAUGGCAGUUACAGAACUUUGUGCAAUUACGAGAUCGCCUGAGUCUGGUGGAGAAGGACGUGACACGGACGGACAGGACCCUUCCAUUCUACGCCGGAGAUAAUAACAAGAAUCUGCAAGCAAUGAGCGACAUCCUGAUGACCUACGUCAUGCACAACUUCGAUCUGGGCUAUGUACAAGGAAUGAGCGAUCUGCUGUCGCCCAUCCUCUAUCUUCUCCAGAACGAGGUCGAUGCGUUCUGGUGUUUUGCCGGAUUCAUGGAGCGAGUCUGCACGAACUUCGACGCGGAUCAGGCUGGAAUGAAGACGCAACUCUCCAACUUGUACAUCCUGCUGAAGUUCUCCAAUCCGACUUUGGCAUCUUACCUGGACAACCAGGAAUCCGGAAACAUGUUCUUCUGCUUCCGGUGGUUGCUCGUGCUCUUCAAGCGCGAAUUCGAACUGCAUGACGUGUUCAGGCUAUGGGAAGUGGUGUGGACCAAUCAUCCGUGCAACAAUUUCCAUCUGCUGAUUUCCAUUGCCAUCUUGGAGAAGCAGCAGUCCGAGUUCAUCGGUGAAGAAAUGGGAUUUAACGAAAUUCUAAAGCACGUCAAUGAUUUAUCCGGCAAGUUGGAUGUGAACGAUAUAUUGGAUAAUGCCGAGGGAUUGUAUUAUCAAAUCCGGGAGUCUUCACAACUGACCAACGAGGUGAGACAAAUCCUGGGACUGCCGCUGAUCGCUGAAAGUUCGCCCAAAGAUGAUUCAACUGAUAGCAUCGAAAAUGAAUUGAUGGCCAACGUGGACAAGGCAUACGAAAACGGCCUGCACACUUCAUAUUUCUAGUUCUAUGACCUCCAUCCAUCCUACACAUAUAUAAACACGAUCUAAAUUUUAGAUUUUAUCAACUCCACUCAUUUAAUUUUCCUACAAACUAAAAUAACAGCGAAGCUUUCUUUUUGCCUGUUUUUUUUUUAAGGAUUUCAGAUAUUCCUCCAUACAUAUUUUAUUCUCCCAAUUACUAAAACACGUAUUUUACAGUUUGUUCGUAAGCUUAACCCGCUUGGAUGAUGACAGGAAUGUAGACAUUUUUACACUUUUAAUUUCGUUUACUCAUAUUAAGAAGAAAAAAACCAAUUAUACUUGUUCAAUUAAGACGUUUUAAUAAUAAUAAAUAUAUCUAUUUUAUGUACAAAA
Nicrophorus vespilloides is the source of this 2386-nucleotide messenger RNA. It is a transcript of the gene Tbc1d15-17, whose product is annotated as TBC1 domain family member 15. The coding region runs from base 179 to 2035 and encodes 618 amino acids. The record is from RefSeq and is a predicted model, not a curated record. The transcript has 6 exons. Gene Ontology annotation, molecular function: GTPase activator activity. Lineage: Eukaryota; Metazoa; Arthropoda; Insecta; Coleoptera; Silphidae. Gene Ontology annotation, biological process: activation of GTPase activity.